Callithrix jacchus (white-tufted-ear marmoset) is the source of this 3318-nucleotide messenger RNA. It is a transcript of the gene HTR5A, whose product is annotated as 5-hydroxytryptamine receptor 5A. Gene Ontology annotation, cellular component: plasma membrane. The record is from RefSeq and is a predicted model, not a curated record. Lineage: Eukaryota; Metazoa; Chordata; Mammalia; Primates; Cebidae. Gene Ontology annotation, molecular function: G protein-coupled serotonin receptor activity. Gene Ontology annotation, biological process: adenylate cyclase-activating adrenergic receptor signaling pathway; positive regulation of MAPK cascade.
GUUCCACGUGGGAACCCAUUUCAGGCAAGAGCGACAGCACCGUGGACAGCGCCAACCCUCCGGCAUCCGGGCAGGGUGAGGCGGCAGCUCCGCGGACAGCACCGCGGACAGCACCGCACGAGGGGGCGCGCGCUGAGAACCGCCCGGCGAGUGGAGCGCAGGAGCUCAGCAGCACCGCGGACAGCCCCAAAGCCGCAGGCGCUCCGAGCCAGGAGGAGGGGAGAGGAGGCCUUAUCAGCUGAUGGCUUACGUAGGGCUAGAUCUCAACUUGGAUAAGGCGGGCGCGACAGCAUUCGCUCUGCGGAGAUGCAGCCUCAGACAGGGUGGCGGGUACAACCGGGACAGAAGGCAGGUCCCAGAAAGCAGGUCUCCCCCCAGACUGGCUUCCCUAGCCUGGAGUUAAAGCUGCAGCCGGCUGCCUAGAGAGAAGGGUGGGCAGGGAGGCAAAGCGGUGAGAACGACUGCUCUGACGCACCAGCUCCUCUCCCGCAUCCACACGCUGCGGGCCGCCCUGCUUCUCCCCCAUAGGGGAGAUGCUCGGUUCUGGGCCGCCAGAUAGCCUUUUCCGCCGAGGCAAGGAGCCCGGGGCUCCUGACAGCCUGGGAGGGCCCUGGCUGGAGACGCAGCCCCUCGCCUCUGCUUCCGUAGCCUCUCAGGGCUUCAGACCUGCCGCACUUGCAGCCACGCCGUCUCCCACGGAUGCUCACUAACAGGAGAUUGGGGCCAAAUUCACAGGCACUUUCCAGAAACCCCACCACUGGCCAGAGGUUGCAAACAUCCAGGUUGGCUCUGGGCGCAGUGGCCACCUUAAGUCCUCCUGAACACCCUUUCUGCAAGCACCCCAGGCCGGUCUCCUGACCCAGAGAUGGAUUUACCUGUGAACCUAACCUCCUUUUCCCUCUCCACCCCCUCCCCUUUGGAGACCAACCGCAGCCUCGGCAAAGAUGACCUGCGCCCCAGCCCGCCCCUGAAUUCAGUCUUCGGAGUGCUUAUUCUCACCUUGCUGGGCUUUCUGGUGGCAGCAACGUUCGCCUGGAACCUGCUGGUGCUGGCUACCAUCCUCCGUGUGCGCACCUUCCACCGUGUGCCCCACAACCUGGUGGCGUCCAUGGCCAUCUCGGACGUCCUGGUAGCCGCGCUGGUCAUGCCGCUGAGCCUGGUACACGAGCUGUCCGGGCGCCGCUGGCAGCUGGGCCGGCGGCUGUGCCAACUGUGGAUCGCGUGCGACGUGCUCUGCUGCACGGCCAGCAUCUGGAAUGUGACGGCCAUCGCCCUGGACCGCUACUGGUCCAUCACGCGCCACCUGGAAUACACGCUCCGUACCCGCAAGUGCGUCUCCAACGUCAUGAUUGCGCUUACCUGGGCGCUGUCCGCUGUCAUCUCUCUGGCCCCGCUGCUUUUUGGCUGGGGAGAGACUUACUCUGAGGGCAGCGAGGAGUGCCAGGUCAGCCGUGAGCCUUCCUACGCCGUGUUCUCCACCGUGGGCGCCUUCUACCUGCCGCUCUGCGUGGUGCUCUUCGUGUACUGGAAGAUCUACAAGGCUGCCAAGUUCCGCGUGGGCUCCAGGAAAACCAAUAGUGUCUCACCCGUAUCCGAAGCUGUGGAGGUGAAGGACCCCACCAAACAGCCCCAGAUGGUGUUCACGGUCCGCCAUGCCACCGUCACCUUCCAGACAGAAGGGGACACGUGGCGCGAGCAGAAGGAGCAGCGGGCUGCCCUCAUGGUGGGCAUCCUCAUUGGUGUGUUCGCACUCUGCUGGAUCCCCUUCUUUCUCACGGAGCUCAUCAGUCCCCUCUGCUCCUGUGACAUCCCCGCCAUCUGGAAAAGCAUCUUCCUGUGGCUUGGCUAUUCCAACUCCUUCUUUAAUCCCCUGAUCUAUACGGCCUUCAACAAGAACUACAACAGCGCCUUCAAGAACUUCUUUUCUAGGCAACACUGAGCGAGAGGACUAGGAUCAAAGGUACUUUCUUCCCAUACUUCAUUGGAAUUCCCAGUUCAUCCAUUUCCCAUCCCCACCCAACAGCCACGUGGAGAGAUGAAUCCUCACCAUUCUCCAGGGUCAUCUCCAGAACUGCACUGGCCUUUUCCACCUCCUCACUGGGAAUAUGAAUCCUCACAGCAGUUUUGAUGAUGUCAUGUAUCUCGCUUACCUACUAUCCCUUCCUCUGCGCUGACAGCCACGGACUUUGCCCACAAAGUGUCCUUUCCUCCCCUAUUCACUUGGCAUGGUGAUGGACAUUGUCCUACAGAAGGCAAACAGGGCAGAUGAGGAGAAGGAGGUAAAACAAUAUGGGCAGGUUGAGAAUGGAUAGAAAAGAAUGAACAAGUCAUGAUGUAGACAUCUGGGGGUAGGAGACCAUAGUUCCAUGCUUUCUGGCACAGUCCCCAUUUCAAAUAUUCUCCUCUGUGGUCCUAGUACACAUACCCUAAUACCAAUGGGGUAUGCCCCAAGAGUUGACCACAAAGCACUGUCUCCAAAUAUAUUAAAGUGCAUAGUCCUAUCCAUGAGGGCAGGGAAUAUUAGCUUUAAGGUUUUGUUUGUGGCAACCACGCGCGCACACACACACACACACAGAGGAGAGAGAGAGAGAGAGAGAGAGAGAGAGAGAGAGAGAGAGAGAGAGAGAGAGAAAACUAUGAAAGAGGCAAACAUUCUAGCUGGCUAGUUUACUCCAAAAUGCAAUCCCUUCACAUGAAACAGGCACUGAGGGUCAACUCCUUCCUUCCAUUUUGAAGCAACAAUUUAUAAACAGUAGAAAGGUCUCCUGGUUUCACACAGUCUGUCAGACUUCCUUCUUUGCUACUGGUUUCAUGUGUGUGGAAUAUAUUUAAGUGUUUCUAGGCAAAGACCUUUGUCCUCACAUCAUGAGAUUAUAGCUCAGCUGCAAUAAGGUUGAGCGUUUCAUGAUCAAUGACUAUGAAGGCCCCAAACACAGGCACUUCGGGGGCCUCCUUGAUGAAUUUGCUAACUGCUAUUUUUUGUUGGUAUGUGAAUGCCUGCUAGGAGGCCAACAUAAGUAAAUAAUGGAAAAGGUAGAACGGUGAUGAGCUGCAGCCUCGGUUGUCUACAAAUGGACAGUAUACUUGGCGAGCCAGUUGAUGAUGACGCAGCAUUUGUAUGAUCAUAUAAAACCAGUGCCAUUAUACAAAAAUUUUUUUAAAAUCCUAGGCAAUAAAACUGCCUGUGGUCUGCUAUGUCCCUGACUCUUUAAAUGCAUGAAUUAAAGAAUUAUACAUUAUCAUAAUCUCUGAGUUAUUGUAAUUCAUGCAAUGUAUUGUAUAUAAUAAAUAAUAUCAAUUGAGAGUUCAGACAGGAAA